GUGGGCGGGACCAUUGGACAACAGUCGAGUGAGAGAUGGCGCCGAGCUCGAAAUCAGAGAAGGACGAUGGCAAACACCAAAGUCAAAGAAAGCGCAAGGACCAUGUUGUGAAACUUCUCGUACGGGGACAGCAGUCAGGACAGUUUUCCCAGCGACUGUUCAGGAAGCUGCCACCCCGAGUCUGUGUGCCACUGUAUAGCAUAGUUAGUAGAGAGUUCCUCAAAGCAGGGCACAUCUUUCUGGGCUUCACCAGAUGUGGGCGAUAUGUUUUGUCCUACACCAGUUGCUGUGGGGAGGAUGAUGAAUUCUCCUUCUUCACCUACCGUCUCUACUGGUGGGAGUUCAAUGUGCACAGCAGGCUAAAGCAGGUCCAUCAUGUGAGACUCUUUGCAGACGAGGAAAUCUACAGUGACCUGUACUUGACUGUCUGCGAGUGGCCAAAUGACCCCUCCAAAAUUGUUAUCUUUGGAUUUAACAUUCGGUCAACCUCUGUUCUGAUGAACCUCAUUAUGAGCGAUGAGAACAACAGAGACGUCUACAUCACCGUCGCCGCCAUGCCUCCGUCCAAACCAUGUCCUGACUGCUGCCCGGUGCCCACACACUCCACCAUACGUACAGGUGGUGACUGUCUGGAGCACGGUUAUGUGCUCAACAGCAGGUACCAAGUGGUGUAUCCUUUCCCAACCUUCCAGCCAGCUUUCCAGCUAAAGAAGGACCAGGUCAUCUUGCUGAACACCAGUUACUCUCUGGUGGCAUGUGCCAUCUCACUCUGCCCAGGUCCACAGAGGCAGUCGUCUCAGAUUCUCUACACAAAGAGACCUGCUCCAUCCACCCAGCCCGGAGCAUCUUCCUCGAUACCUCGUGGAUCUCCUGGUUCUCCGCCUGCGACCGCCAGGCCUCUGCACCCUUCUUCCUCUCCUGGUCCAUCGACGGCAACCAUGCGAGCGCGAGAGUUUGCAGCUGACCUCUUCAGAAGAGCCCAAGGAGGAGGAGCGAGAAGAGCUGACACUGGUGAAACCGAGGUUCUGCCAAAACCAGAGGAGGCACCUUUAAAUACCGGGACCAGCGAAGAAGAACAUAGAAUCACUACAGAUGAGGAGAGUCUCUCUGCUCCUCAAGCGUCAUCAUCAUCCUCCUCGGCACCUGCAACACCUCCAUCUCCCACGUCGCAAGACACUGACCCUUCUGAGCCUGGAUAUGUGAACUACUCGUGCCUGCACUUCCGCCACCCACACCCAGGGGCAGCAGAGCAGAAUGAAGGAAGUGCAGGUCAUGACGAUAAAUUCCAGCUGCCAUUCACCGUCACAGAUUUAAAGGGACGAAACCUACAGCUGGUUACAGGGCCUCACGCGGGACAGAGUGUGUGUGUGGAGCAGCUGACUCUGGACUUUGAGUAUCUUAUCAACGAGGUGAUCCGGAAUGACGCGGUGUGGGCGCCACAGUUCUGCUCUUUCAGUGACUACGACGUUGUUAUUCUUGAGGUUUGUCCAGACACGAACACUGUGAUGAUCAACAUCGGCCUCCUGCUCCUGGCUUUCUCUUCUUCUGAUGAAGAGCAUUGCAGGCCCAACACCUACCACUCACACCUGCAGGUCAGCUGGGACCUCAACACGGGCGUCUGCUGCACGGUGGGCGUUGGAGACCUGACUGAGGUCAAAGGUCAAACCAGUGGGGUGGUGUGGAGUUCGUACAGGAAGUCCUGCGUGAACACGGUGAUGAAGCUGCUGAUACCCGAGAGCAGCUCCAGAUACAUCAAUCGCAUGACCAACGAAGCUCUACACAAAGGCUCGUCUCUUCAGGUGCUGGCAGACAGCGACCGCUGCACGUGGAUCGUUUUAUGAUGACCAGUGACUGGAGCCGCCCCCAUUCACGCAGUUGUGGAAUGUAAAAUUAAAGAGUUGUUGGGACUGAACUUAUAGGUUUAUUGAAAUUUAAUUUUUAUAUUUUUGUUUCUGUGUGUGUGUGUGUAAGGCUUUGUCAAAACAGUCGUGAUGAAGCUUCAUGAAGCUCUAUGUUCCAUCACUACAGAACAAAGUCACAUUGUACAUGCAACAUUUUCAUUUUGUUGUAGCUAAGGUUUAGUUGUCAAAUGUCACUGAAUAAAAAUAUGUCAAAGCAUUGUGUUU
Messenger RNA from Synchiropus splendidus (mandarinfish), 2126 nucleotides. Its product is annotated as DDB1- and CUL4-associated factor 15-like. Bases 36 to 1841 code for a protein of 601 amino acids. Lineage: Eukaryota; Metazoa; Chordata; Actinopteri; Syngnathiformes; Callionymidae. The record is from RefSeq and is a predicted model, not a curated record. Gene Ontology annotation, biological process: protein ubiquitination. The transcript has 13 exons. Gene Ontology annotation, cellular component: Cul4-RING E3 ubiquitin ligase complex.